Messenger RNA from Serendipita indica DSM 11827, 3777 nucleotides. The record is from the annotation of a GenBank genome assembly. NCBI's taxonomy places the organism in Eukaryota, Fungi, Basidiomycota, Agaricomycetes, Sebacinales, Serendipitaceae.
AUGUCGACCCAAAAGCCAGCUAAAACCAAGAAAUCUCACAAGAGUGCAAACGCGUCUCAAUCUUCGUCUGUCGCCGAGGCUUCGUCCAGCAAGAAGCAGCAAGUGUACGACACGGUCAAUAUCGGGCUCGAUGUAGUGGCGAAUGUAGCUGAAGGGUCGGAUAUUCUUGCUCCUCUCAAGGCAGCUUGUAAAACUACAAAGUCUAUCCUAGAUGUCAUGCAGGCACGUUGGCGAAUUGUGGCCAUAGAUAGCAACCAAGAGGAUUGGAAGGAUCUAACGCAACGUCUGGGAGAGUAUAAGACUGCACUCGAGGAACAAAUCGCCUUGAUCGGCAAAUACCCCACAGCGGACAAGGACAUCCACGAGGCGCUCAACCAGCCGGUUGCCCGAUAUAUGGAGCUUCUGAAAGGGAUGCAAACCACAGUCGUCAAUUUACAGGAGAAACGCAAGCAAAGCAAACUUGGCUUGCUCAAAGCGUUUAGCAAAGUGAAGAUUGAUGCGGGAGAGAUUCGUAGAUUCAAUCGGGAUAUUGAGGACCGGCAUAGGCAGUUGAUGAGUGCAUUGACUCUGUUUAUCGCUCUACGCAUUCAAGCUAUGGAAGAGCAAUCCAAAGCCAACGCCGACUCCACUGCAAUACUUCAGCUCCCAACUGUAGACUUCGCUGCGUCAACUGUUCAUAGAACUUGCUUGGAAGGAACCCGCAAAGCUGUUCUCCAAAUGAUCUGGGACUGGGCCAAUGACGAUGCGUCAGAUAAGCCGAUAUUCUGGCUCUGCGAUAUCGCCGGCUCCGGCAAGUCCACAGUUGCGACGUCCGCAUUGGAGACAUGGCAAAGGGAAGGAGCGUUAGGUGGCCGAUUCUUCUUCUCCAUAGCAAGUAACGAGGCAUCUACAACCGGCAAAUUCUGUUCCACCAUUGCAAGAGACCUUGCCCACUAUAUCCCCCAGCUCAUGCCGGGUAUCGCCGACGCCAUUAAGCGUAACCCCUCGUUCCUGCGAAGCUCUCUUGAAGAGCAGCUUCGGGUGCUGGUCACAGGCCCUGUUCUUCGUCGGCAGCAGCGUGUGAUCCUCGUCAUCGACGCUGUCGACGAGUGUAAAUCUGGAACACAGCGUAAACAGCUGCUCGACGCGCUUUGUGUGGCCGUUCAAGAGUGCAAGAAACUCAAGAUAUUUAUGACCAGUAGACCAGAUCCUGUCAUCCAGUCGACCUUGGGGGCCAUUUCGAUCAAGGCCAAAGUGGAGAACCGCCUCCACGAUGUCAAUCACAUAGAUAACGUUGAUGACAUCGCUGCCUAUAUACAUCGAUCGCUAGAUGAGAUUCUAUCUCCUGACAAGAGGCAGCGACUGGUCGAAAAGGCCCAAGGACUGUUCAUCUGGGCGAGCACUGCUUGCCGGAUGCUGAACAGCGAAGCCACAUGGGACACGCCAGAGAAUAUCUAUGAUCGACUGAUUUCAGUGGACAAGGCGGGAGACAUAGACGACGUUUAUGGUCUCAUCUUCGAGCGGAUAGACCCAAAAGCUCAAGAGUCGAUGUGUAAAAUGCUGGCCCUGCUGCUGGCAGCGUUCGAGCCGCUGACGGUGGAUGAGGUGCAGGACAUCCUGACGCAUGUCAAAGUACGCGGGAGUGUGAAAGUGUUGGUGCAGAAUCUAGGAAGCGUACUGAGCGUGGAUGAAAGGACACAGCUAAUCCAAUUUCGCCACCCCACGCUUGUUGAAUACCUCCGACGGUGCUCCAUGACUCCAGCUACCAGCAAAUUCUCCAUUAAACUCGCAGAGGCUCAUGGACAAGCUGCGUCGUGGUGUCUCAACCGCCUCACAUCACGGACCGAUGGGCUCAAGUUCAAUAUAUGUCAAAUCGAGUCAUCUUUCUUCCUCAAUAAACAGAUUCCGAAUCUUGCCGACAGAAUAUCCAAGUUUAUCCCGCGGCAGCUUCAGUACGCAAGCUCCCAUUGGUGUUUCCACAUGGCGGAAAGUGAGAGCAGCUGGCGAUACAUACUCAAGAAAGAACUCGAAAAGGGAAUACCACGAGCAAUAAACGGCCUUGGAGCAAUUGCACGUCACGCGGAACUUGAAGAGGAGAUAAGAAAUAGGAUGACGGAGAUCCGGCGGUUUAUGAUGGCAUUUUGUGCCGAUCCAAGAGAGUGCUCCACACAUCUACAUUUCUGGGCUUCCGUUCAGCGGACGUUUAGAGUGACUGAGGGACUUGAGGCAACGUAUUCCGGCCUUCCGAGAGCUCUUCGAGGCCACAAAGGUGCGGUGAUGGCCGUCGGAUUCUCGCCAGACGGCUCACGAAUCGUCUCUGGCUCGGACGACGGGACUAUUCGACUGUGGGAGGCAGACACUGGCCAGCCAUUGGGAGAGCCACUCCGAGGUCAUGAGAGACGGAUCAAUGCCGUCGGAUUCUCGCCAGACGGCUCACGAAUCGUCUCUGGCUCGUACGACGGGACUAUUCGACUGUGGGAGGCAGACACUGGCCAGCCAUUGGGAGAGCCACUCCGAGACGGCUCACGAAUCGUCUCUGGCUCGGACGACGGGACUAUUCGACUGUGGGAGGCAGACACUGGCCAGCCAUUGGGAGAGCCACUCCGAGACGGCUCACGAAUCGUCUCUGGCUCUUCCGACGGGACUAUUCGACUGUGGGAGGCAGACACUGGCCAGCCAUUGGGAGAGCCACUCCGAGGUCAUGAAGGUCUGGUGAGGGCCGUCGGAUUCUCGCCAGACGGCUCACGAAUCGUCUCUGGCUCUUCCGACAGGACUAUUCGACUGUGGAAGGCAGACACUGGCCAGCCAUUGGGAGAGCCACUCCGAGACGGCUCACGAAUCGUCUCUGGCUCGGAAGACGGGGCUAUUCGACUGUGGGAGGCAGACACUGGCCAGCCAUUGGGAGAGCCACUCCGAGGUCAUGAAGGUCUGGUGAGGGCCGUCGGAUUCUCGCCAGACGGCUCACGAAUCGUCUCUGGCUCUUCCGACAGGACUAUUCGACUGUGGAAGGCAGACACUGGCCAGCCAUUGGGAGAGCCACUCCGAGACGGCUCACGAAUCGUCUCUGGCUCGGACGACGGGACUAUUCGACUGUGGGAGGCAGACACUGGCCAGCCAUUGGGAGAGCCACUCCGAGGUCAUGAGAGAGGGAUCAAUGCCGUCGGAUUCUCGCCAGACGGCUCACGAAUCGUCUCUGGCUCGGACGACGGGACUAUUCGACUGUGGGAGGCAGACACUGGCCAGCCAUUGGGAGAGCCACUCCGAGGUCAUGAGAAUUGGGUGAUGGCCGUCGGAUUCUCGCCAGACGGCUCACGAAUCGUCUCUGGCUCUUCCGACAGGACUAUUCGACUGUGGGAGGCAGACACUGGCCAGCCAUUGGGAGAGCCACUCCGAGGUCAUGAGGGAGGGAUCAAUGCCGUCGGAUUCUCGCCAGACAGCUUACAAAUCGUCUCUGGCUCACGAGAUGGGACAGUUCGAUUAUGGAAUGCAGAUACCGCCGUAAGCGCCCACGUUUCUGACUCCAGAGACGUACGCUCCAGUCUCGUAGACGAGGAACAGGCUACUCCUCUGAGAAUCGUCGUCCCUGGAUUCAAUCGAUGCUCAAUGAUGCAGGAUGGCUGGGUGAAAUCUGCCGGUCGAUUUCUCUUCUGGGUGCCACCAGACAACCGGAAUGGACUAUUAUAUCCUCAUAUUAUGACGAUGCCAACGACGAGUCGAUACCGCCCGACCAGAAUUGACUUUACCCACUUUCAAUGUGGAUCCUCUUGGACCAACGUUCGAGCAGGGACCAACGAAUGA